Telopea speciosissima is the source of this 1041-nucleotide messenger RNA. Its product is annotated as homoserine kinase-like. NCBI's taxonomy places the organism in Eukaryota, Viridiplantae, Streptophyta, Magnoliopsida, Proteales, Proteaceae. The record is from RefSeq and is a predicted model, not a curated record. The transcript has a single exon. The coding region runs from base 1 to 1041 and encodes 346 amino acids.
AUGGAGCCGGAACCAAUAUUCUCCUCUGUGAAAUCCUUUGCCCCAGCAACAAUAGCAAACGUGGGCCCGGGCUCUAAACAGAUCAAUUGCGCCAUCGAUGGCAGCAUCGGCGAUUAUGUUUCCGUUCACAUUGAUCCACACGUUAGUCCUGGAACGUCAGCAAUCGCUGCCAUUAAUGGCGUUGCACCCAAGGGAUAUUAUCCUACAGCUAAAUCCGUCGCUGAAAAAGUCAUGAGAAUGCUGGGAAUCGAAUCCGCCGGUCUUUCCCUCUCUAUCGAAAAGGGAUUACCACCAUCAUGGAGUAUUGAAUCGAAAGCUUCUACUGAUGCUGCAGUUGUUGUUGCUGUUAAUGAGCUUUUUGGCGGAAAAUUGUCGGUCUCAGAAUUAAUUCAGGCGGGUGUCUAUAGAGAUGGAUCAAUGGAAAAGGAAGACCCCAAUUAUCCAGUCAUCAAGGGUAAUUUAGUGACAGCGACCAUGGGAGGUUUUGUGAUGAUCCACGACUACCAACCUUUUGAAAUAAAUCCUCUUGAAUUUCCGGCUGAUAAAGAAUUGUUUUUCAUUUUUGUAAACCCAGAAAUUGAAAUUGGGAACUCGUAUAGACCAGAGAUGGCAUCUAUGAAGGAAAUACAGAAAAGUGAUGCGAAGACAAAGCCUCCGACUGAGUACCAUGGGCAGCGUGCGCCACUAAUUCCUGGUUUUGAAGUUAUGCGCGAGACGGCCGAGGGGAAAGCAAUGAGGUGUAGAAUAAUUAAAAACAGGGUCAGUGAUGAUGAUGAUUAUCUGGAGAAGUCUAUGGAGGAGAGUAAAUCAACAAUUCCUGGUCUUGCAAAGGUGAUGAAAGUAGCAUUGGAGGAAGGAGCAUUCGGGUGUAAGUUGGUUGGGCCUAAGGUUAUUGUUGCAGUCACUGAUGAUAUUGAGAAGGGUAAAGAGAUUGGAAAUCAAAUGGUGGAAGCUUUCCUUAACCAUGGAGGAGGUUUGAAGGCUUCUGCAAUGGUUCACAAGCUUGAUCGGGUUGGUGCCAGGGUUAUUAGUAGAGAAUGA